Molecule: messenger RNA, 4038 nt
Organism: Colias croceus (clouded yellow)
Lineage: Eukaryota; Metazoa; Arthropoda; Insecta; Lepidoptera; Pieridae
Gene: CenB1A
Product: arf-GAP with coiled-coil, ANK repeat and PH domain-containing protein 2-like
Cellular component (GO): cytoplasm
Molecular function (GO): GTPase activator activity; protein binding
Source: RefSeq, a predicted model, not a curated record
AUUUUUAUCAGUUCAAUGAGUAUUGAGUUGUGAGUUGUUUGUAAAUUUGUACCCAAGUCUCGAUACUAUCAAUUAUAUAUUUUACAUUAAUCUCAAUUUUGGUGCAGUGAGUUAUGAGUGAUUGCUUAUUAAUAAAUGUGUUAUUAUAGGUAUUAUAAACAAUGAAGCCCGUUAUAGAUUUCGAUGAAUGUUUGAGAGAUCCCAAAUUUAGGGAACAGCUGGAAACUGAGGAGGCUAGCAUUGACGCGUUAGAACAAAAGCUUGAUAAAAUUCUCAAAACAUGCUCACUUAUGAUAGAAACGGGCAAAAUAUACAUGAAUCAUAGAAGCACAUUCACAAAUGCAUUAUGGGAUUUGAGCAGCAACUUUGCAGAGGAUCCCUCUGUUAUGUCAAUGCUCAACAGAAUGAUACAUGCAUUACAAGAAAUGACCAAGUUCCAUUCCAUCUUAUUGGACCAAGCAUCCAGAACUAUACUGAAGAAUCUCACAGCUUUCAUCAAAGUAGAUAUAAAAGGAGUAAAGGAGAGUAAACAUCAUUUUGAAAAAAUCUCAAAUGAUCUGGAUAUAGCCUUAAUUAGAAACUCUCAGGUAUCACGCCACAAAUCAUCUGAUGUUGAGGAGAUAGUGAAUCUCUUGCUAGCAACGCGUUCUUGCUUCCGACACACGGCUUUGGACCAUGUGCAGAAGAUUACGAUGUUACAAGCGAGGAAACGCCAUGAAAUUCUUGCAACGUUCCUGUCAUAUUUGCAAGCUUGUUGCACGUACAACCACCAAGGCGCCGACUUGUCCGAGGAUUUGGAACCCUUCCUGAAAACGACAGCCGACGAGAUCGCAGUAAUGCGUAACGACACAAAGGUAUUGGACAAGGAGAUGGAGAAUCGUCACACGAUCGUGAACAGUAAGGAUACGGUGUUGCCCAGUUGCGAUACUAGCAAGGGGGUGGGGGAGAAAGAAGGGCUAUUGAGCACACCGUGCCUGAAAAAUUUGCCCAGAAUGCAAGGGUACCUGUUCAAAAGGACGUCCAAUGCGUUCAAGACGUGGAACCGACGGUGGUUCUAUCUCUAUGAUAAUCGACUUGUAUAUAGAAAAAGGACCGGUGAACUGAAUGUGACGGUAAUGGAGGAAGACUUAAGGCUGUGUACAGUUAAACCGGUGGUGGACGGUGAACGGCGGUAUUGUUUCGAAGUGCUUUCACCGUCCAAGAGUCACAUGCUACAAGCGGAUUCAGAAGAGAUGCUAAAUUCAUGGAUACAAGCGCUACAAAAUGGUAUAAGAUCGGCCAUCCAACAGGGACAAAGCAGGGACAACCCGGACUCGCAACUAGUGCUCGUGCCAGACGAAUCUAGACCUAACAGCGAUAGGAAUAUGAAAAAAGUUAGAAUAUGGGAACAAUUACUAAGUAUACCGGGUAACAACUACUGUUGUGACUGCGGCAGUCCGAACCCGCGAUGGGCGAGCAUUAAUCUUGGAAUAACACUUUGCAUUGAAUGUUCCGGAAUACAUCGUUCUCUCGGCGUGCAUGUUAGUAAAGUGCGUUCACUCACUUUGGAUGACUGGGAACCAGAUAUUAUAAAGGUAAUGGCGGAACUGGGCAACAAGCUUGUGAAUUUUAUUUACGAAGCUAAUACCGAAGGAUCUACCAUCGUCAGAGCUACUCCAGACUGUGAAACCUCCGUUCGAGAGCAAUGGAUUCGCGCGAAAUACGUGAACCUGUCGUUUGUGCGCAACAUCGUGAACUCGUGCGACGCGAAGCCGGGCCCGCUGCAGAGCGGCCGCCGGUGGUCCGUCAGGCGGCCCAGACGAAGGUUGCGUCCAGCACCCGCAGUCCCAGACACGAUAAAGGAUGAAAAGAGCGAUGUAAAUAGCAACUCAAGUGUAUCAGAAAGUUCGAGUAAGUCGGACGGCAGUCCAGUGCUACUGAUCGGAAAGGAGCUCGCCACAGACCGAGCAGUGGACCUCAGCCUGCCUUCAGACCAUGACUCCACUGAAGGGGAGGAUGACGAUCUAGACGCGGAGGACAUAUCGUGCCUGUCCCCCGAGGCAGUCCUCCACCGAGCGGCGCGGGCUCACAACGUGUGCGUGAUGCGCGGCGCGCUAGCGGCCGGCGCCCCGCCCAGCGCGCCCGCGCGGAGGGCUCGCACGCCGCUGCACAAUGCUGUGCUCAGUGGUUCAGUGAUGGCGUGUUCGUUCCUGUUACUGAACGGCAGUAAGAUAAACGCUCAAGAUGACGACGGUAUGACGCCGCUGCAUCUCGCCACAGAGGCUGGUCACACUGGACAGGUGUGUCUGUUACUCCGAUAUCGCGCGGACCAAUCUAUAGUGGACAAGCAAGGCCGGACGCCGCUCGAUAUAGCUGUUGAACAGGCGAAUGCUGAUAUCGUCACAUUGUUGCGUCUAACGAAACUGAACGAGGAGAUGCGCGAAAGCGAGAUGUCGUCGAACGACGACACGUACAACGAGGUGUUCCGCGACUACACGCAGCUCGCGCACUCGCACCCCGAGCGGCUCGUGCGCGCUAGGCACAACAAUAACGACGGCGAACAGUCGAGUGAAUGACGUUUGGAGAAACAAUUGCGUCGACUGCAACGUUGGUGGUGCGAGGAUUGACAAACGUUGGACGCAUCGCUCCAAGGUUGGCGCCAAUAUUUGUGCCACAUUUGCUACAAUAACUUGAUGACAUGCCAUUUGUAUUGGCAAUUGAUGGGCCUUCUUCACAAUGGCCAGAAGCAUUACCUGAAUGUCUAUGAUCGGCUGUCAUUAUAGACGUUCAUUAAUAAUCGCCGUAAUGGCGAGAAACAUCGACAAUCAUUUGUUGGGCCAACGCUCUCGAUUGUGAAGGGGGCCAAUUAAAGCUUCGAUGCCAACUUUUGGUCCAAUAUCUAUAUUGAUAAAUUGUAUUAUAGACAAAAGAUGCAAGUUUUGGUGCAUUUGAAUUUGAUAUUAUACGAAAUCAAAUCUUCUGGAAUUCCAUAAUAGGUGUCUAAUGCCGUUAAUAAUAAUCGGUUUGUCAAAUACUUUCUUCGUUCCGUUCGCUCAUAUGUAUGGAUGACUUAAAAUUAUAAGAAGAACAUAAUUAAUCAUUUUUAAGUGGUUCGAAGUUACCGGUUCAGUAAGAUAAAAAAUACAUAAAAAUCGAUAUAAAAUUUAAAAUUGAUUACUAAAAUUUGUUCUAAGAUUAUGUACAUUACAACGAGCGCUAACUUGAACUUUUAUUUGUAAUUCUUCUAUACAAAUAUUGUAUAAAGUGAAAGUUUAUACACAUCGUCGUUAAACGAAAAAAAAUCGUUACUUUUAAUGUUGUAUUAUGGAUAUUAAUAUAGUCCUUGUUUUAGACUAUAUAGAUAUUAUAUUUGUGUGCAGGUGCAAGAUUGGACACCUGACGAAGCGUGUAGCACUUGUACAAUAUUAAAAUUGAGUAACAUACAAAAAAUAAAGUUAAAUUUUCAAUCUCCUCGUUCUAUAAAAAGUCAGAUUUUUUAAGAAUCGCCAUGUUAUCUCAUACCUCCACUCCUUAAUUUUCCGAAAUAUUACAUAUUUUGAUGCUUUGCGAAGUAUUACAUAUUUAUAUUUUGGAAAUAUGGCAAUUUUUAAGUACUGAGUUCAGUUAAAUCAAAUAAGUAAACAGAAGGUCAGAGUAAAUAACAUGAAUAUGAAUAUUCAUACAAAAUUAUUUUAAUUGCAUUCGAUAAAAAACUGUUUUGACACACAAACAGAUAGCCCAUUUCUUAUUUGUAAGUAUUAUAAAAUAUAGUUAGGUGUCUUUCCACGCUUCGUCAGAUUGUUCCUUACUAAAUUUGAGGCUUGAAAUGUUUGAAAAUAUUCGUUAUAUACUAUGCCAUUUGCCUUGCUUUCGUUGUUAUUUGAUAGUUUUGUGAUUUUCAAUUUAUAACCAAAGAAAUUAUUGGAAAACCGUUCGUCACACGACCUUGGCCUUAUAACUGUGAUGGUCGCUUAAGAGACAUUAUCUAAUUAAAUGUUUCAUUUAUUUUUGCGUAUUGUUGUUUCAAUAAAAAUCUCAGUGAAAAUUAUGUGGUGUGAA